AUGGCCACAUGGGUUCUGGUGGGGGCGGGGCCCUCUGUGACGUCACCAAGGGCCCAGCCCUGCCUGGUCCUCAGUCUCCAGGUGCCAGCGCAGACCAGCGCACCAGGAGCCACUUCGUCUCAGCUCACGAUGCGGUCUGUAAUAUGGGUAUUUUUUUGGUCCACGUUUAUCUCGUUUGUCUUUGCCUAUAUGUUUUAUGUCCUGAGAGAUGAACCCGAAGAACCCCCAUGGAUGGUGCCCAGCGGAAGGCACGUCCGAAUUCGGCAGAAUCAACCAGAGCAUGCCCCAGGCUGGUUUGGGAGCAAUUCGCACUGGCUGUUAAUCUUCCUCAUGUUUUUGGUGAUCCUGAAGUUUCCCGGAGGCGAUGACGAAAGUAACGUGUGCACUCCUCCUGGCCGUCAGGGCUGUUCAUCUGGCCCUCCAGGAAGAAAGAAGAUAAAGGCUUCCCCCUACAAAGACUCUAUGUGCGGUGCCUUAACCCAGGUCAAGACGAAACUUGUGAACCUUGUGUCCAGGAUGCGGAAUCUGAAACUCAUCGCGGCAACCGGCGAUAGACGCCAAUGUCCCAAUAUCGAGGCUCCUGGUGAUGCACAGAAUAACAUUACGGUACAUGAGUUACGGGUCACCGGAGACCCCGAGGGAGUGGAUUUUCACAUCAAGGAAGAAGAGUAG
Molecule: messenger RNA, 672 nt
Organism: Budorcas taxicolor (takin)
Lineage: Eukaryota; Metazoa; Chordata; Mammalia; Artiodactyla; Bovidae
Product: protein FAM209-like
Exons: 1
Coding region: 1-672 (223 amino acids)
Source: RefSeq, a predicted model, not a curated record